This is a messenger RNA of Nymphalis io (European peacock), 6525 nucleotides long. Its product is annotated as coiled-coil domain-containing protein R3HCC1L. Gene Ontology annotation, molecular function: RNA 7-methylguanosine cap binding; mRNA binding. The record is from RefSeq and is a predicted model, not a curated record. The transcript has 6 exons. Lineage: Eukaryota; Metazoa; Arthropoda; Insecta; Lepidoptera; Nymphalidae. Bases 155 to 1606 code for a protein of 483 amino acids.
CGUACGCGAGCGGACGUCACCGCGUCACAGCAAUUAAAUUAAGUUUUGUUAUUGAGUUUUGUUUUACGACAACAAUAUAUGACGUUUGUGUGAUAGUGUUGUGGUUUUUAUUGUUAUUGCAAUAAAAGUGAUAAUCGUGUGAAUUAACGGCUGUAUGUCGACCUUGACGCAGCCCGACGUCGAUAGCGAAUCCGGAUCAACGAAACCACGUCGACCGGACCGGGCCGUGUACGUUCCGAGAGCUUUGCGUGCCAACGAAAGCGCAGAGGAAAAUCGAACCGAGAGUAAGAAGACAACUCCCGAUGGGAAGUGUCCGAAAUCACCGGCGUCCAAAGAUAAAUCUGCUCAAGGCACACCAAAAAGAUCUCAAGGCAAGCAAUUCUGCAACGUGUACACUCCACCACACCUGAGGAACCAGUCAACGGUGAGUCCCGGAGCAGUCAGUCCGCCGGUCGAGGAGAAACAUGAGCCUGCAGUGCCAAAUAGUGAUAGUGCAAUAUCGAUUAGUGAUAAUAGUUAUAACGAAGUAGAGGAGGCAGAGAAUUUCUAUAUAGGUGAUUAUUUUGCGAACGGACAAUUAGGAUUUUAUCGGCCGAGCUACUACGAGUACGAGAGUAAUAAUUACGACGACAGUUGGAAAUCGAAUGAGUCUAACGAACUGAAUAUGGCGGAGCAAGAAACUCAGAGCAAUAUUAUUGAUAACAAUGAUUAUUUAUAUAAGAAAGACGAGGACGUCGAGGCGAAGGAGUUGAAGCGGGCCUCGCAGGAGAUAAAUAGAAGCAGUAAGAGAAUCAUCAAACAGAGCUUCGACUCUGACGUGCUAGUUAUAUCAGAUCCGAUAGAGGAGGCGCCCAGUCCGAAGGAAGUCAGCGAGAACAGAACCGAGUCAGCGCCGCUGGUGGAGGACAAGGAACAGAGUAUAAAGAAAACGAAACCAAAACUAGAGCCCAAGGUCUCCUUGAAACGGGAGGAGAAUGACUGGGACGCAGUUUUCGACGACAGCGGAGAAUGCUUAGACCCCUCCUUGCUGGAAGAGUUAACGUCGACGGUCGGCAAGGUGCACAUUAGCAAAGCGAAGAACAGCUACGACGAGUACCAAACGAGGGGUCAAGCGUUGUUCAACGGGCCCUACGACGAGACCUUCGGCCACGUGGUCGAAGUCUACGACUUUCCCAGCGAGUUCAAGACGAAUGAUAUUUUUUCGUUGUUCAGUGAAUACAAGGACACUGGUUUCGAGAUUAAGUGGGUGGACGAUACGCACGCACUGAUCGUGUUCAGCAGCGCCAAAAUUGCUGCGGAGGUGCUAUCGACGCAGAGGUCGCUGGCGAAGUGUCGACCGCUCCACGCCGCCACGCUCGAGUCGCGCAACAAGGCGAAGAAGUGCGCCGAGUUCCUGCAACCGUACAGGCAGCGGCCCGAGACGUGCACGGCGCUGGCGCGGCGGCUGGUGUCGGGCGCGCUGGGCGUGCGGCUCAGCACGGCGCGCCAGGAGCGCGCGGAGGAGCGCCGCCUCAUCUCGCGCGCGCGCGAGAAGAAGCGUCUGUCGGCGCUGCACAAGCAGGAGGCGUGGGACGGCUCGCUCGCCAACAGCGCGCUCGACGCGUAGCCCCCCUACACCCCCCCCCCACAGUCAGACGUUGUGCAGGAGAAUGCCGAGUCAGCGUGCCGGAGCGCCGAGAGCUCGUUUAUUAAUUAAGAAUAAGAAACUCUCAAAUAUAUGUAUAUUAUACGUAAAGUUAAAUAAUUUGUAACGAUAGAUAUUUUUUAAAAAACGAAUAAAUUAGUUAAAUCGAGUGAGUGUGACGCAGCGGUCGCGGCCGGCUCUGCCAACACGUGUCGCCGUCCCGCUCUCGCGUGCCGUACACUACGUCAUAGUCAAAUAUGUGACGUCACAACGGACCGGGCCUGCAUCGUCUUAGAUUCAAUAUUAAAGUAUAAUCGUUUACUCUAAUCUGCAAUGAGUGCCGAUCGAAGUCAAAUUUUACAUUAAAUUGAAUGAUCAUUGGUUGGUUGCAGACGUUGACGUACCAGGCGACCAAUGAGCGUUCAGUUUGCGCAUAAUUUUUAUUGAAAUUAUAUAAUAUUUACAAUACCAACGACCUUGAUACGAGGACGACGCCGGUUUGAUCCGAAUCUGUGUGUACGACAUCUGCUCAUUAUAAUAAUUUUUAACCUAAAGCGAGACAGGCGACACGUAGUCCUGACGGCAGAGACGGUCCCGUGAAUGUAAUGUUAGUUCUAUUGUGUCGUUAUACUUCGUGUUGCGUUCUACUUGUACCGAUAGAUGGCGCUGUCUCUAUACUAGCUUAAAUAUAUAUUACUAACAUAUUGAAUUUUAAAGUAAUUGUGUUUUUAUUAAUAGCGCCAUCUAUCGGUGAUCGUUUGGAGGCUCAAACUAAAAUGUAUUUAAUUCCACAUAGCGUGACGAUAUUGCUAAGUAAACGAAGUGAUUUAAAAUAAUUUAAGCAAAUAUUCGAUUGAAUAUAUUACUUAUCAAACGAAAUAAAAACGACUUUUAUGUUUUCUCUCUUUUGUAUAAUCUGCAGUGACUUGGAAAUAAAUUGUGUUUGUUGUUGAGAAAAUGUUUAUUAAAAAAGAUAAAUGCUUUAUACAAGAUGUAUGGAAUAAUUGAUAGCAGUUGUUUUCAAAGUGUAUCAACGUUUCAUUUACUCCUCAUUCGGUUCGGUUCAAGGUGUUCGGUUGUUCUGUCGAGAAAUCUUCGAUACCAGGCUGGUGUUUGGGAGUUGUCCGAGCCACACCCUCGCGGGAACUGUCUCCGCAGACCGCACGAGUGUCAACUUGCACAAGCGCGCCUGCAUUUUAAUGCGUUUGUUAUUAAGCGUAGUUAAAAUUUCAUCAUCGGUUACAUUAGUUUUUAUCGUUUUAAAACAAGCUUGUGAUCUCUAAAGGAUAUUAUUUUAUAUUGUAAAAGUGACGUUUUUAUUUACUUUAUUAUAUAUAUAAUAAUGACUAAGCGAAUUUUGUAGAUAAGCUCUUUACUGAGCCAACGCAAUUAUAUUUAAAACCUAUUUGUUGUCACUAAUUUUAGGAUAAUUUUCAUUCAUCGAAGCUUUGUUGUGUAAGUUGUGACUACAUUAAGUAAAGAAAGAGACAAAAAGCAGUUGAAUAGAGUGAGAGAUGAGAGCUCUGCUUUUAUGCCGCAAGAAAUUUUUCAGAUAUUAAAAUAUUCGAUUGAAUUUAUCUUUUCAAAUAUUAACGUAUCGUUUCACUCGCUCGUUAAAUGAUGGUGUUAGUGAUUAUAUCAUUAUCAUCACUGAUAAAUUAAGAAAAAACUGUUUGCAGUUUAUCCUCUAACUUGUAAUGUCCUUUUAACGGGCGAUCUCGCUGUAAGGGACAUUCUGAUAUGUUUUAUACAUAAACUUUAUAAUUAUUUUAUAUUAGUAUUUUAAUACCAAAUAUUAGCGAACGAUAGUAAUGUGUUAUGUUAGGUUAUCGCUCACUGCGCGUUCGUGAGUCUGGACUCUAGUCGCGAGCCACGCUGUACUAAGGAAACGAAAAACAACAAAGAAAUUAAGUAUUUUCUCGCGUCCGCUUAUGUUCACUGUAUCUAUGAGGAACAUGUUAUAUAUAUUUGACGGGACAUGACCAAAAUCAUUGACAGUUUCGUUUGAAACGUUUAUAAUAUUAAUAAUAGUAAUAAUAACUUUAUUGUAAUAGUUAUAUACAUACAUACAAAGAUGGCGACAUGAACUAUGACCCGUGUCUCAGGACCUUGCAGCAGACCUUCGUGUACAAUUUGUAAACAAUAUAUAUUAAAUAUAAGCUGCGUCGUCAGUGUAACUGUUCGUCGUAAACGCGUUGAGACAUUCGGUAUAAGUGUCAACUCGUUGAACUCGAUCGUGUGAUGUCGGAAAGUGAAGUGUGACAUUGAUAUAUACUACUAGCUGCCCGUGUCGACUUCGUACGGGCAAAAGAAUUGUUAUAGAUUGGAGUCCACGCCGCGAAGGAAUUACUGUUAAAUUUCACGUCAAUCUGACGUAUAGUUUCGGAGAUCUCGUGAUGGAGUCAGUUAUAUAUGUAGAAGGUAAUGUUUGAAGAUUAUUUAUACGCGUUUAUAGUGUAUAACCUCGAGUCGGUUUUCGACAUUUCACGAUCGCGUUGUUACGUGUCGAAAUUUAUUCUUAACAUUUUUUAUCGGAUGUGGCGAAUAGUUGAUUCUAUAUUAUUAACGGCCGAACUUAUAAACGUUGUUUAGUCGGUAAACAAUGCUCUGUCUUCUUCAUUUAUAUGUCAAAUCAAUAAUGUCAGAAAGAGAUUCAGAUAUUCUACCGCAAAACAGCAGUACUCGGUAUUGGUUUGAAGGGUGAGUGAGCCAGUGUAUUUACAGGCACAAGAGACAAAAUCUUAAUUUCCAAGGUUGGUGGCGCAUUGGCGAUGGUUAACAUUUCUUACAAUGCCAAUGUCUAUGGGUGUGGUGACCACUUACCAUCAGGUGCCCCAUAUGCUCGUCUGCCUACCUAUACUAUAAAAAAAGGAAGAAAAGAGAGAGUGCAACGUUUAUUAGUAAGUCCGUUAGUGUUUAAGACGAAAUGUCGUCUCUUGUCGAUCCUGUCGUCUCCAUUUUGCUUACAUUUUGUACAUUAGAUUUAUAUAUAUUAUUGAUAAAUAGGUAAUGAACUCGUCACAAAACCGCAUUCAAUAAACGUUUGUUACUUAUAGAUUAUUGUCUCUAACUAAUUAAUGUUAAAAAAAAAUAGAAAAUGAAAAAAUAUAUUUUUUCUCAAUUAUUAGUAAAUACUAAAUUCAAGGGACUAGUUGUUCUUCUUGAAUGUCAUGUUUUUCUAAUUGUUUUGGAAUUCUCAAACUCGAUCUUAUUAACAUUAAAAUAUAUGACGAAAAAAAAGAUAUUUAUGUGAGCAUUCAUCGAAUAUCUGUAAUAAUGUUCGUUCGUCUUUAACUCUCCCUCCGACGUCGGUCAAUUCAGACUAAUUUCGUAUUCUCAUGAGAUUUUAUUAAAACUUAAAUUCAAAAUUAUUUAAUUACAAACGGCGUAGUAUUAAAAUAUCGAUAGUCUUUACAAUUUUAAAUAAAAAUAUCCUUAUCGACAUUAGAUGGUAAGCAGUAAUGAAGAUAAUAAACGCGUUUAACGAUAUCGCGUCUGAUGUAAAGUUGGGCCGUGUUUGUCUGCUCUUAUGUCUGGAUAUUUUGAAAAAUUUUACAGUACAUUAGUCGGUAACACAAUCACGGUGCCGUAAAAUUUAUUCGAAACUCGAAACACACUUCAGAAAACGGUCGUGAGAUGUCGGAAAGUGAUAUGCGACAUUGACCAUUAUAAUUAUAAAAUCGAGUUUCUUCUUACAGAAGGCCUACUGGUGUCGCCUUUUUAAUUCUAUAAAUCAAUAAAGUUGUUGAUCGGCUCGCCAUCGUUAGACAAAGUUAAAACUAAACGAAUUUAAUUCAAUAAAAUAUAUCAUUGUCGGCUUGUAAUAUCAGUUUAUUUUUUUAUAUUUUCAAAAAUAACACCAACCCUAACUGUGUACUUAAAGCAAGUACGUACGACGGUUUGAGAACCGCACGUGUGAUUGACAAGCGACGUGUCUGUCAGGGAUGUAGCGAUACUAUCGAUAUCGAAAUUUAAUAACCGUAUUAUCGAUAUAUCACAAACUCAACUAUACAUACCGUGAGACUCGUGAGUUAAAUAUAACAUCGAAUCGAUUAUAACGCGUAAUUGCAACUUAUUAAAGCAUUUACACAAUCGUUUAAUAAUGUAAUACGUUAUUAAUGAUUAAAAAUGUUAAAUUAAUGUUAGUUUGACCGUCCAUAAUUAUUUAGAUUGGAUAUAAUUUAUUAUUAACAUGUAACGAAUUGUUUUUGAUUUGUCGAUAUGUAACGCAAUAGGUACGCUAUUUUUGCUGAUCAUUUUAAACAAUUAAUGACGUCCGAUUUUAUUCCCCUAUCGUCCCAAUUAAAAAAAAAAAAUAUUCAUCCGCUUCAAUUAUUAUUUUUUAUGUCACAAUAGAUAUUCGAUAGGUAUAUUAAAAUAACACGAUAAAGUCAUAUUUUAUAAGCAUUAAUAUAUGAAAUCCAAAGUCAUAGAAUAGUUGAAAAAAAAAUCUAUCAUGUGAAACGGGACCUUAUUUGUAAUUGAAGUUUUGACUUUUAUAUUAAUGUGUAUUUUGUUUUUUUAAAUCAGCUUUAUAGGUCUAUCCGCGUCCGUAAGUCGAGGUAGUUAACUCGUAUGGACUAUCUCGUAAACAGUAACACAGACAGAAAAACCUUAAAAAAAAUACAAAAAACGUCUGAAAAAUGCAAAAAUAGUAUUUAUAAUAAAAAUUAAGAUUUUUAUUUGAAGGGAUGGACGACUUGAUUGACUUGACAGUGAUGUGGGCGGAUAGAUCUUCAAAGUGUUGCCAUUUUCGGUUCGAUUUAAUUUAAACAAACGCUGGAAAUAUUAUUGUAAACUUGUGUGUCUUCGUCUGUAAGAUUCUGUUGAGAACAUUAUAUAUUUAUAAAUAUUUUUGUACUCAUUGAAUUUUUAUUUAUGAAAUAAAUAGUUAAAUACAA